AUGCUUUCUAGUGACGGAAGUAUGGCAUCAACAAAUUCGAUCGACAGCGACGAUCUCAACUCCCAAAGAAGUACAAACGAAAACAAUCCCCUGCUACCUACGACCGAGAAAGUUCAAGAAAUAUUUGCAAGAAGCAGACACAUCUGGCAAGGCUAUCUCGAAAGAGCAAAGUCAAUGCAUCGGAUAUCUCCCGAGAGCUUGAAACUUUCAAGCCUGCUACAUCGACUCCCAGCACUACCAGAUGAUUUAGAUGGAGUGACAAUCUUACAAGGACAAUACGAAGCGAGUGCUACGGUGAGAAUCCUACCAGCUCCAGAUGUUGAGCGAGAGCAGGAGCUUGUUCAGCGACAUAUGCCUGAACCUUGUGGUGAAUUCAGCAUCAUUUUGCCCUUGGCACCGCAGGUUCAGACGCUCUUCGGCCUUUAUUCAUUAGACACAUCGAAUGGGUUUCAGGAUUCUGUAUCCGUCUUCUGUCGCCUGCUAAAGCAUGGAAAAGUGCUUCACCAAGUUCUUUCAAAGUGGAUAGUAAAGAUCACUGCCUCCAUAGUGGUCAAAUUUGCACCAGGCCUGAACAUCAGUGAGUAUCAGACUAUAUGCCAUGUUUGGUCUCAUAGGGGAACUAUUCCAAUACCGGAGCCACUGGGGGCAGUUUCCAUUGGAAGUUGCAACUACAUAUUUAUGUCAUACAUCGAGGGAGAUCCUCUUGCAAAUCACUGGCCACAUCUUUCACCUGAGCUAAAGAGUUCUGUACGGUCUCAAUUGGGGGAGAUCUUACGAUGUCUACGGAGGAUGCCGUUGCAAUCCAAAUACCUCGGCAGCGGCGACCCGCCUUUGUGUAGAGAUUUACGACGGCAUGUUCGGACCAGUGUAGGAAGAAUUUCAACUGAGAUGGAAUUUAAAACGUUCUUGAUUUCCACUCGUCGAGAGCUGAAUCCAGUCUACUGCGAUUUGAUUACCUCUACGCUAAGCACAAAUCACCAAAUCGUCAUGACCCAUAGCGAUAUACGCCCUGAGAAUAUAUUAGUGUUGUAUACAGCUCCAAAUGCUAUCAGGAUUACUGGACUUGUUGACUGGGAGUUGAGUGGGGCGUAUCCAGAGUACUGGGAAUAUGUCAAAGCCCUCGCCGGAGUGACUUGGAGUUUAAGUAAUUGGUGUUCAUACUUGCCUACAGAUAUCAUAGGAAGCCACAUUGAUGCAUGGCGCCAAGAAUGCCUAAUAGACCGGUUGGUACUUUGA
Messenger RNA from Sclerotinia borealis F-4128, 1236 nucleotides. NCBI's taxonomy places the organism in Eukaryota, Fungi, Ascomycota, Leotiomycetes, Helotiales, Sclerotiniaceae. The record is from the annotation of a GenBank genome assembly.